Trichoderma virens Gv29-8 is the source of this 177-nucleotide messenger RNA. RefSeq lists its product as uncharacterized. The transcript has a single exon. The record is from RefSeq and is a predicted model, not a curated record. NCBI's taxonomy places the organism in Eukaryota, Fungi, Ascomycota, Sordariomycetes, Hypocreales, Hypocreaceae. The annotation marks the transcript as partial.
AUGGGUCAAUUCGAUUGGUUCAAGAAAAUCGGCGCCACCGAUGAGGCCGUCGCCGUCCUCAACGACCAGCCCUACCUCUUCACCACCCUCGUCGUCGUCAUCGUCGUUCUCCUGGCCCAGGGCGGUCUGCUGUAUUUCAUCCACUGGGCCACCUUCAAGCCCUCCCAGAAAAAGGCC